This is a messenger RNA of Rattus norvegicus (Norway rat), 2708 nucleotides long. It is a transcript of the gene Sgk2, whose product is annotated as serum/glucocorticoid regulated kinase 2. The coding region runs from base 537 to 1640 and encodes 367 amino acids. The transcript has 14 exons. Gene Ontology annotation, molecular function: potassium channel regulator activity; protein serine/threonine kinase activity; ATP binding. Gene Ontology annotation, biological process: intracellular signal transduction. Lineage: Eukaryota; Metazoa; Chordata; Mammalia; Rodentia; Muridae. The record is from RefSeq and is marked provisional. Gene Ontology annotation, cellular component: cytoplasm; nucleoplasm; nucleus.
CAGCUGUCCGGGAGCCAGUGGUACAGCAACCACGGUGAUUCAGUCCAGCAGUUAAUUAGUAACCGGAAGGUCUCGAAGCUGGCUGUCAGCUGGCAGGGCUGGGAGGCUGGACCUGUGCUGGUUUGAGAGUCAGGCGAGUGGGUGACAGGUCACUCCUGCUUAGGAAGGUUGUAGGGUGAGUCAGGAUUGGGUUUCAGGUCAGAAGGACGGUGCAAAGGGAGAGAACCUUUAUUCUCCAGGACCUGCGCUGGAACCUGGGGGUUUCCAGGGAGAAAUGGUGACCCCGUGGGAACAGAGGUCUCCCAUCCCAUCCUAAGCUGCUGGAUCCUGCGUGACAUCACCAGUCCCCUCGCUGCUGCCACUGUUGGAAGCUCUGAGCUCUGUGCUGGGGGCACCAGGCACUGACACUUGGCUCUUGUUGAGAGAACAGUGAGAGUCUCUCUUGUCCACGGCCUGUGCUCCGCUCCAACUGCUGCAUCUCCCAGAGGCUCUGCUCUGCCCAGGCUGCAUAGAGCCUAUCAGAUCAUAGCUACAGAAUGGCCUCCAGCCCAGUUGGAGUUCCUAGCCCCCAGCCCUCUAGGGCCAAUGGGAACAUCAACCUGGGGCCAUCAGCCAACCCAAAUGCCCGACCCACAGACUUUGAUUUCCUCAAAGUCAUUGGCAAAGGGAACUAUGGGAAGGUCCUACUGGCCAAGCGCAAGUCAGACGGAGCCUUCUAUGCCGUGAAGGUGCUGCAGAAGAAGUCCAUCUUAAAAAACAAAGAGCAGAGCCACAUCAUGGCAGAACGCAACGUGCUACUGAAGAACGUGCGGCACCCCUUCCUUGUGGGCCUGCGCUACUCCUUCCAGACCCCAGAGAAGCUCUACUUUGUGCUUGACUAUGUCAACGGGGGAGAGCUUUUCUUCCAUCUCCAGCGGGAACACAGGUUCCUGGAGCCCCGGGCCCGGUUCUACACGGCAGAGGUGGCAAGCGCCAUCGGUUAUCUUCACUCUCUCAACAUCAUCUACAGAGACCUGAAGCCAGAAAACAUUCUCUUGGACUGCCAGGGUCACGUGGUACUGACAGAUUUCGGCCUUUGCAAGGAAUGUGUAGAGCCCGAGGAGACCACAUCCACCUUCUGCGGCACCCCUGAGUACUUGGCUCCAGAAGUCCUUCGUAAAGAGCCUUACGAUCGAGCAGUCGACUGGUGGUGCUUAGGGGCCGUUCUCUACGAGAUGCUGCACGGCCUGCCCCCCUUCUUCAACACAGAUGUGGCCCAGAUGUAUGAGAACAUUUUGCAUCAGCCGCUACAGAUCCCUGGAGGCCGGACAGUGGCUGCCUGUGACCUCCUGCAGGGUCUUCUCCACAAGGACCAGAGGCAGCGGCUGGGCUCCAAGGAAGACUUUCUCGACAUAAAGAACCACAUGUUCUUCAGUCCCAUAAAUUGGGAUGAUCUGUACCACAAGAGGCUGACUCCACCCUUCAACCCAAACGUGGAGGGACCCGCUGACUUGAAACACUUUGACCCAGAGUUCACCCAGGAGGCUGUGUCCAAGUCCAUUGGCUGCACCCCUGACACCAUGUCCAGCAGUUCUGGGGCCUCAAGUGCAUUCCUCGGAUUCUCCUAUGCACAGGAUGAUGAUGACAUCUUGGACUCUUGAGAGCCAAGUGCUUGGAAAGCCACCAAGCCCAGCUGGGACCUGCAGGAACUACCUUCUGCUGCACUAAGACACGACGAGUCCCGAAGAAGUCAGAUGCAGUAGCUCAGGGAAGAGGGGAGCAUUUUCCAUCCCAUAAAAGAACGGUGAAGGGUUCAGGCUGGCUGACUAGGCUCCCGAGUACCCAGCCGUCUGCGGUUGAGACUUGCCCUUCUUGAGAAAUGACUUCUGUGCUUGGUUUUUCAUUUUUGGUUUUGUUUGUUGUUGCUGAGGCUGUGACAAAGUAUGCAAGAAAAGUAAUGUAAAGAAUAUCUAUUUGGGCUCACAGUUUCAGAAGGUUCAGCCCAUAGUUGGCUGAUCCAUUGCUGUGGUCUUUAGCCGAAGUUGAGUCAUCUUGCUGGAAGGAGUGACUUACCCUAUGCCUAGCAGGAAACAGAAACUGAGUCUGGGUUGGGAAUAAGAUACCUUCUGAUAAGAUAUUUCUGAGUGACCCACUCCCUUCCAGUGGGGCCAAUGUCCUAGUUAUCACCUCUCCGUGCUAUAAAAUUACAAAUCUGUGAAUGGACUAACUUGCUGAGGAAGCCUGAGCCCCUCCCUCAUUGCAUAGUGAUCCAAUCAGUUACGAAAGGCCUUAUCAGCUGAACACCACAACCUUCAGAAAACACUUCAGAUCAGAAGCACGAUGGCUUUGAAUAUUGGGUUACGAGACCACAAAGUGGCCUGCUGGUCACUUUUGUGUUCUAAGCAAGAGAAAAGGAGGAACGGGACAGAAGUGGGUUGCCCGGAAGCCCGGUCUGGUGGCUUCCUUUAGUGUGUCAUAAAUUCUCCAGCUCUACUGGAAUAGAGCCUGGGCACAAGCUACCUCUCUUAGUAAGAGGGUUCGAAUGCUGAGGGAGAGGGGAGAAUGUGGCGGAGGCGACCGGCACUCUGGGAGAGGACCUCUUGGUAGCUGGAUUUUUAUUUCUGUGUAUAAAUUGAUGAAAUGUAGUGAGCCUGUCAUGUGUUGCCUUCGGUUUCACAUUGCUCUGUGGGUGGUGUCUUUGUUUGAGGUGGCAUUAAACACACUGGAUA